AUGUCUUUUGCAAUGCCUGUGGGGAUUAUUUUAGUGGCAUUUUUGUAUAUGGCUGUUAAUUUGGCUUUUUUUGUUGUUAUUCCAAUUGAAGAAAUUAAAGAUUCUGCUGCUAUUGCUACUAUAUUUGCCAAACAUUCAAUGGGUAUUAUCGAACCUUUAAUUCCAAUUUUGGUUUGUGUAAUGCUUAUUGGCUCUUUAAAUUCAACACUUUUUGUUGCCAGUCGUUAUAUGUUGGCAGCUGCAAGUAAAAGACAAUUACCAACAUUUUUAUUUUGUAUUAAUUAUUUACAUGAUUCCCCCAGAGUUGCUUUACUUUUUCAAGUUAUUUUGGCUAUUUGUUUUUCUUUUUUAAACAGUCUCGACAAAUUAAUUUCCUAUGUUUCUUUUGUUGUUUGGGCUCAACGUCUUUUUACAAUCUGUGCUUUAAUUAAAAUUAAAUUAUUUAAUCCAAAAGGGUUACCCCCAAUUAAUUCUGAAGCAAUUAAAAAUUCUUUGUUAUUUCCUUUUAUUUUUUUAAUUAUUGCUUUAUUUUUGGUUGGAAAUACAAUUUUUAAAGAUUUUAGUACUUCGGCUAUUGGACUUUGUAUACUUGGAUUUGCUUUAAUUUUAUAUUUUUUAUUUUUAUGGGAAAGAUCGCCUAUAUUAAAAUCUAAAAAAUAUUUGAGAAUAUCUAAUAAAAUAAAUGGUAGGGAAUUUAUUUUUGAGGGAAAUUAA
Meloidogyne enterolobii is the source of this 714-nucleotide messenger RNA. The record is from the annotation of a GenBank genome assembly. NCBI's taxonomy places the organism in Eukaryota, Metazoa, Nematoda, Chromadorea, Rhabditida, Meloidogynidae.